AUGAGCCCUGAUCACGGCUUAACAGCAACACAUCUCAGACUGGCAUAUGUGAUCCACUGGCUCCCAUCUUCUCUUGUGGUGCCGUACCGCAGCAGUCAGCAGAUCUACUCCAUCGCACUGUUUUUCUUCUCCUCACUAUCCAAAAUAUCUAGCAUCUGGGCGCCGGUCAGUCUGUUUUUCAUGGCUGGUAAAGAGCGCAGUGUGAAGCAAUGGCAUGCUCUCAUGGAAGGGACUGGAUUCCGGAUUGAAAUAAUUAUCGGGCUGGAUAACCCUGUUCGCAGCAUCAUCGAAGUGGUGUUACAUAAACGGUAUCUUUUCUUUUUGGAUUGUUAG
Messenger RNA from Penicillium samsonianum, 333 nucleotides. RefSeq lists its product as uncharacterized. The record is from RefSeq and is a predicted model, not a curated record. The transcript has 2 exons. The coding region runs from base 1 to 333 and encodes 110 amino acids. Lineage: Eukaryota; Fungi; Ascomycota; Eurotiomycetes; Eurotiales; Aspergillaceae.